ACUGCUCACCAUGCUCCGUCCAACAGCCCUCCGGCCGGUGCUGCGGUCCUCGCCGCGGUGCCAGCAAUGCCUCCGCCGCAACCUCUUCUCCGGCAAAGGCUCGACCCGCGCAUCGCAAGACUUUGAUCUCAACAAGCUCAAUUCCCAGCGCCGGGACUACGAGCGCCACCGCACGAUAUUCCUCGCUUCCGGAGCCACGGCUGGCCUCAUCUCCUUCAUCUACACGGCGUGGAAGCUGAAGGAGGCACUGGCAGAGCAGAGCGAGAAGCAGAAGCAGAAAAUUGCAGUCAAAUGCGACGCUCCGGCAAUCCCCACCGAGACGUUCAAGACCGAAGCUGGGGAGAAGCGGAAAAUAGUCGUGCACGAUGAGGAAGGGAGGGUCAUUGUCCCCACGGGGAACAGCGUGGUGCCCGCAUUCCCGCGAACAAUCAACGUCAAGCUGCCAACUUCGAAAGAGAGCAACUCCGUUGCGGCGAGCAUAUCGGACAAGGAGGGCGACGAAUUUACACUUGUCGGGCUGGGCGUGCGUACUGUGACCUUUCUCAGCAUCCAGGUCUACAUGACGGGAUUCUACGUUGCGACACAGGACAUUGCGAAGCUGCAGCGGUAUCUGGUCAAGAAGAUCAACCCCAGCGCCACGACGCUGAUACCCGCCGAGAAGGAUGCCCUGCGCAAGGCUCUCCGGGAUGUGGCAGAAGGCGAGGAGACGUGGGAUACGCUGUUGCGAGAGGCCGGCUGCCGCAGCAUCUUCCGCAUCAUCCCCGUCAAGGACACCGACUUCCCGCACCUGCGCGACGGCUUCGUGCGGGCCAUUGCCGCGCGGUCGCAGCGCAACGCGGCGUACAACGACGACGCUUUUGGCGUUGCCAUGCGGGACUUUAAGGCGCUCUUCAACCGAGGCUCCGUGCAGAAGAAGCAGGAGCUGCUGCUGUGCCGCGACGAAAAGGGUCUGUUGUCGGUACUCUACAGCCCUGACAUUGGAAAUGAGCCCAAAAGAGAGGUCAUGGGCACGUUUGGAGAGGAGAGGCUGUCGCGAUUGCUGUGGCUGAAUUAUCUCGCCGGUAGCAAGGUCGCUUCAGAGCCGGCACGGGAGAGCAUCAUUGAGGGCGUCAUGGAGUUUGUAGAGAGGCCGAUUGGAACGGUGGCAACGCAAGUUGUAUAGACGGCAGUAUUGGCCAUGCAAUAUUGAUUGUUACAAGAUGGGGGAAACAUCUUAUGUAUUAUAUGAGCGGCCGGAAUGGUUACCGCUGCCGCAUUCACUUGUCAAAGAAAGAAAGCAAUUCAUCAAAGCGGAGUGUGUGUGACGGAUAAAAUAUUGUAUAUUUGUAACCAGAGACAAAAAAAAAAAAAAAAACUGAGAAGAUGACAUCUCUAUACUCUACUCUAUUCGAGUCUGGAGCAUCGCUGAAAAACUCCACUGAAUGCUGGCCGCAUUCUCGUUUCAUCUAUUAUAACUUGGAUCUAUCCUCUUCUCUACUCAAAUGCCAAACAGUAAAUGCCGUCAGCUCAAAACAUUUUUCUUUCUCAUGUUUCUUCUUGCAUCAUUUCUGCUUGCUUACGCAAAUGCGCCGGCCUCCUCGAGACGGCUCUUGAGGGUGCCGUUCUUGACGAGCUCCUGCAGGUCCGAGUUUCCGCCGACGUGCUGCUUGGCGAAGAAGAUGUUGGGGACGGAGCGCUGGCCGGAGAUUUCGAGGAGGGCGUCCUGGAGGUCGUCGCCGU
Messenger RNA from Trichoderma atroviride IMI 206040, 1719 nucleotides. RefSeq lists its product as uncharacterized. Gene Ontology annotation, molecular function: intramolecular lyase activity. Lineage: Eukaryota; Fungi; Ascomycota; Sordariomycetes; Hypocreales; Hypocreaceae. The record is from RefSeq and is a predicted model, not a curated record.